CACUCCUAGAGUAAUUUUUGUUAUAUGGGCAUGUAGCCAGGUCUGCAAUAGAGCCCAUGAUGGGCAAGGCGGCGCAGUAGAUGAUCAGUCUUAAUCAUUAACUCUAGUUUUUGUCUUUUUACUUUUCUAUAUUUCGCACAAUGUGUCUAUUUUCUCUCUCUGCUAUCUGCAACCACUAUUAAUAUAACAAUUCAUCAACUUUUAAAGCCAAAAAAUAAAUAUUCGAAUAUGAGCACAUUCGCACGAAUUGGACGGGGUUCGUCGUCGUCAGCAGCCCCUGUUAUCCGACACCGUUUCUACUCGCAGUUCGUAUCUUCACUUUCACCGUACAUCCGGCUGUCGCCAAGGGUCAAGGAGGCACUCGAUAAUGGCGAGCCAGUGGUGGCCCUGGAGUCGACUAUCAUCAGCCAUGGCAUGCCCUACCCGCAAAACAUCGAGACCGCGCGGCUGGUCGAAGGCAUAAUUGCCAAACACGGGUCAACACCAGCGACAAUAGCGCUGAUAGACGGCAAAAUCAAUGUGGGUUUAGGCGAGGAGGAGCUGGAGCGCCUUGGCAAGAGCGGCAAGCUGGCAAUCAAAACGUCGCGGCGAGACAUGGCUGCGGUUCUCAGCCAGCGUAGGCUCGGAGCGACCACAGUGUCGGGGACCAUGAUUGCCGCUCACAUGGCCGGCAUCCCAAUCUUCGCCACCGGCGGCAUUGGUGGCGUCCAUCGCGGCGCUGAGCUGACAAUGGACAUCAGCGCCGACUUGACCGAGCUCGGGCGAACACCAGUUGCGGUUGUCUGCGCGGGCGCCAAGUCCAUCCUAGAUCUUCCCAAGACACUGGAGUACCUGGAGACCCAGGGCGUAUCGGUCGUGGCAUAUGGCGAUGCUGCCGAGUUCCCCGCAUUCUUCAGCCCACGAAGCGGGCUGUCUGCGCCAUGGAACCUGCAGACACCCGAAGAGGUGGCAUCUCUUAUCAGGGUAAACAUGGAUAUUGGCUUGCAAACUGGGCAGGUUAUUGCCGUGCCAAUCCCCAGCGAGUAUGCUGGUGCUAGCUCCGAAAUAGAGAGUGCAAUCGAAACUGCGCUUUGCGAAGCCAAGCAGCAGGGUAUCAAAGGCAAGGAGAGCACGCCUUUCUUGCUCAAGCGCGUUGUGGAGCUGACUGGCGGGGCAUCACUCACAGCAAAUAUUGCGCUAGUCAAAAACAAUGCCCGUAUUGCCAGCCAGAUCGCCAAGUCACUGGCAGGAAUGAAAAGUUCUGGUUUGCGCCACUCGAGACUAUACACUACCGCUGCAUGCCGCAACGCGUCACCAAGCCUGCAGACACAGGGCUCCAACAAGCAAGACAGAGUCAAGGUUAUCCACAGUGAGCGCCCGCUGCUUGUCGUUGGAGGGGCUGCGAUCGACGUAACAUCGCAGGUCGACAGCGACAUAGAAUCUUCUGCAUCCCAGGCCACCUCGUAUCCUGGAGCCGUGGUCACCUCAAUCGGCGGUGUCGGGCAGAACAUUGCGCGAGCGGCACACUUCAUGGGGGCGGACACUGUGCUCAUCUCUGCCAUUGGCCACGACAUCUACGGCGACACAAUCAAGGCUGCACUCGAGGAGAUCGGUAUGGAUACGCAUUCUUGCACCGUCUACAAUGCGCUGCAUGCGCAGAACGGUGACCUGAUAAUGGCUGUGGCCGACAUGGACAUUAAUGGCAUGGUUUCGGCGCAGCAGAUUCAAGAGGCCUUUGUGAAGCUGUCGCCGGGCGUGGUUGGGCUGGACGGAAACAUCUCGGCGCUGGCUAUAUCGACGGCAGUCACUAUGGCUGCGCACAUGGACUGCUGCGUGGUCUUCGAGCCUACGUCCGUCCCCAAGUGCACCAGCAUGCUUAGUGCGCUGUCCUUUGUCAAGCGCUCCGAGACCUUUGCCGAGGUUGGUCGCCUUGUGCAUAUAAUCACGCCCAACCGGCUUGAGCUGGAGCGCAUGGCUGAGAGCGCGCCGCUCGCCGACACGGUAGAGGAAAUUGCUGAGCAGCACUAUGCGCUUGAUACUGGUCUGAUUAGGGACGCGCUGACCCUGUUCCCCUUAUUUCAAAUUCAGAUUAUCAAGCUUGGCGAGAAGGGCGCAGCAGUCGUCAGCCCCUCGCCCAACCUAGUGAUCAACAGCAACGGCGCUGGCGACAGCCUGGUGGGCGCAUUCGGCGCCGAUGGCUAUCUCAAGCUGGAUCCGCAGGAUAUUGACUGCAUUGUAAACCGCGCGCAAAAGGCGGCCAUAUUGUCGCUCGAGUCCCUGCUGGCAGUUAGCGAAAGCUCGAUCCCGAGCUGAUCCGCUCAGACUAGUGGAAUAUCCUUAUGGACUCUUCGUGUCUUGUCCUUGAAAUUAGAAAAAUAGACUUUA
Messenger RNA from Kickxella alabastrina, 2364 nucleotides. Its product is annotated as Indigoidine synthase A like protein-domain-containing protein. Bases 229 to 2292 code for a protein of 687 amino acids. Gene Ontology annotation, molecular function: pseudouridylate synthase activity. The record is from RefSeq and is a predicted model, not a curated record. NCBI's taxonomy places the organism in Eukaryota, Fungi, Kickxellomycota, Kickxellomycetes, Kickxellales, Kickxellaceae. The transcript is spliced from 6 exons.